ACGAUUUCCGCUGCAGCUAAACAACACUGCCUGAUAACGCUUGAAAACUGAUGUUUCUGCUACAAUGAGUGCCGAACAGCUUAUCUGAAGCUCGCAUAGCGCAACGUGAUAAUUGUAAUACUCUCAUCAAGUAUUUGUUCUACGUUAUACUCAGUCACUCAAAGUUCCGACAAUCUGUUAUUCGUUGGCACACCACCAGAACAUUUCGGACAGACAGUCGCGUCGCGUUUAGUCCGUCAGUUAGUCACACACGAACGAGUGCGAGUAUUACUUUGAAAUCGAUUGAAAAUCUGAGUUCAUUUUUCCAAACGUUCAGCAUUCAACAGGGGGCAAGGCAAAUAAAUUAAUUUAAUAAGCUGAGUUCAGUGCAAAAUUUUGAAAAGGCUUGACGAGUCGCUUUCAUAAGCGAGAGAGAAAUUAUAAUAAAUGCGUAUGUUUAAUUGAAGUGAAACACGAGAGCAAUUUGAUACCCGCAUAUAUUCUGGGAUCGCCAGUAUGUGUUGAGCAUUUAAAGUGAACAGCUGCAUCGUAUUGGAGUAUGUGUACCUACUAACUUUUUUAAAUAUUAUGUGAGAGCGGAUCUCUGGCUACAGUAAAACCAAUUUUACAAUUUUAAAUGGGAAACGGAAGCUAAGCUCAACUGGACUAGUAAUGUUCUUCGGUGUUUACUAAAUCUGAUCUCUGGAAAUUUAGAAUGGGAAUUGAUCAGGGUGUUAAGGGCACCACCACAUAUUCUCAGAGUGGAAGCUCCCUCAACUACAGCAGUGAUAUUAAUGCCAUUAGCGUUGAAUUGCCUGACACAGAUGAUUACCACUUAGUGAAUGGAUUAAAAUAUUUGCCUGCGUGGCCAGCAAUUAACUUGGAGUUUGCAGGACUAACAUUUGAAGUGCCCGAUAAAAUAAAUGCAUCAAAAACAAAACAAAUUUUACGUGACAUUCAUGGUGAGUUUCGGUCUCAUGAGCUGACUGCAAUUAUUGGACCUUCCGGUGCAGGAAAAACAACGUUAUUAAACUUACUUGCGGGAUUCGGCUCUGUCAGUUCAUCUGGAGAAAUACUAGUCAACAACAAUCCGCGUGACAUGCGAAUCUUCCGGAAAAUGUCUCGAUAUAUUAUGCAGACGGAUGUCAUGGACCAGCAAUUUACCGUUGGCGAAAUGAUGCUCUUAGCGGCCAACUUAAAACUGGGUAACGAGUUAAAAUUAGAUCAAAAACUAGAAGUGAUUGAUGAAAUCUUGAGCAUGCUGCGUUUAAAAGGUGCUCAGAAUACAAAAACAGACAAGAUAUCUGGCGGGGAGCGUAAGCGUCUUUCCAUUGCACUGGAAUUGGUUAACAACCCACCCGUUAUUUUUCUGGAUGAGCCAACAACGGGACUGGACGAUCUGUCUGGUUCACAGUGCAUUGCAUUGCUGAAAACUUUAGCAUCCGGCGGUCGAACCGUUAUCUGCUCAAUUCACACACCAUCUGCCAAGAUUUUUGAUAUGUUUGACAAAGUCUACGUACUCGCGGAAGGACAGUGCAUCUAUCAAGGAUGCGGAGCCAACAUUGUUCCCUUCAUGCAAUACAUGGGUCUAUCCUGUCCACUAACUUACAAUCCUGCAGACUUUAUAAUUGAAGUGGCAUGUCAUGAUUACGGAGAUAGCUAUCAUAAUCAAAUGGUGGAAGCCGUAAGCAAUGGAAAAGUUACACGCUGGUCUCCCCCAGUGGAAGAUGGCAAAAAAACACCUACCAAAUCGGAUACAACAUCGGGCGCCUCUUCGUGCUAUGAAAUCGAACAGUUUGACGAAGAACUUAAUCCAAAGCUAUUGAUAUCAAAGUCAAGUUGGUGGAUGCAGUACAAAUUACUGCUCAUGCGAAUGAUGUUGCAAAUGUGGCGGGAUAAAUCGCAUAUAAAACUUAAAUUCUACAUGAAUAUAAUUCUGGCUCUGAUUGUUGGUGGCAUUUAUUUGGGAGUGGGACGUCACGCUUCAAAGGCUCUAUUUAAUUUUGGAUUUAUGUUCACCAUUGUGAUAGCCUAUUUGUAUUUGCCAAUGAUGCCGGUGUUAUUACAAUUUCCGACAGAGAUAAAACUAUUAAAGCGUGAAUACUUUAAUCAAUGGUACCGAUUAAGCUCAUACUUUGCGGCCAUGAUUUCUGCAAAACUGCCGUUAAUGUUUGUCCUGGCCGUCAUUUAUUUAUCCAUUGUGUAUUUAAUGUCCAGUCAACCGCUUGAAUGGUUUCGAUUCGUCAUGUUGUUUACUAUCGCAUUUCUAACGGCUCUAACCUCGGACAGUUUUGGUUUACUGAUAUCCAGUCGGUUGAGCUUGGUGAAUGGCAUGUUCAUGGGACCUGUUCUUGCUGUUCCACUCAUUUUGCUUUCUAUCCAUGGGAUUGGAUACGGAAAGGACACUUACGUCCCUCCCAUCAUGCGAUUUCUUAUGUCGCUCAGUUUCUUACGCCAUGGCAUGGAAGGCCUUGUGGCUGCUUUAUACGAUUAUGGAAGAGGCGAUACAAUUUGUGAGGAAACCGAAAUGUUUUGCAUGUUCAAGAAAUCCCAAUUUCUUUUGGUGUUUCUCGGCUUUGAAAACAUGAACUAUUUAUGGUCAGUGUGCUGUUUAAUUGGAUUUUAUAUUUUCUUUACCGUUGCCGCUUAUAUUUUAAUACGACGACGGUUAAAAAAAACGGAGGCAAAUCCUAUCGGCACUUAUGUCUUACAAAUGUUGACAAAGCACUUUAAUUUCACAUCGUAUAAUUAUUAGCUCUUCUUUUCGGUGAUGAAUAUGUAAUAAGAAUACAUAUAAUAAUAAUCAUAAAGUUGUAAACUUACCUAUGCACAUAACAUAUGUUAAAACAUAUCCACAAUCAAAUUUUUUAAUGCCAUUUACCGCAACUAGGUUUAAAUAGCAGAGCUUGUGAUUAGUUUUACUUUGAUAUAAUAUUUUAUAAAUACUUGGAAAUACACAUAAAAUACCGGUUGUCAAGUAUAAUUGUUUUAUACCGUUCCUUGAAUGAAAAACCAAAUAAUAUGAAACAUGCGGAUCAGUCGAUAAAACU
Molecule: messenger RNA, 3029 nt
Organism: Drosophila innubila
Lineage: Eukaryota; Metazoa; Arthropoda; Insecta; Diptera; Drosophilidae
Product: ATP-binding cassette sub-family G member 4
Exons: 10
Coding region: 695-2734 (679 amino acids)
Cellular component (GO): plasma membrane
Molecular function (GO): ATP binding; ABC-type transporter activity; ATP hydrolysis activity
Source: RefSeq, a predicted model, not a curated record